Molecule: messenger RNA, 1673 nt
Organism: Manihot esculenta (cassava)
Lineage: Eukaryota; Viridiplantae; Streptophyta; Magnoliopsida; Malpighiales; Euphorbiaceae
Product: putative lipase ROG1
Exons: 10
Coding region: 208-1518 (436 amino acids)
Source: RefSeq, a predicted model, not a curated record
GUUCUUCUUGGCGCCUUAGAAUCUACACUUACCCUUCUCGUACCUAUUUUGUACUGAACUAAACCCAUUCUCUUCCUUUUCACGUUUUUCCGCAUUCUUUCUUUGCAUCCAAACAUCCUCUAUUAUACUACGAAUUUUCUGUUUGAGUUCAUGCUUAUGUUUUGUAGUUAAUCACAUCUCUGUUCACUAGAUGAUUCUCUGCCCCGUAUGAUCGCCACUACAUCCCUGCUUCCGUCCCCCAAACAGUCCGCCGUUUUCAACUCCGGUCAUCGGUUUUCCGAUAGGUUCUUCUGUUCUAUUCCUUCAGGAUUUGUCUCUAAUUUGGGUUUUGGACUCGACCGUUCUCUAUCGACGGCGGAGGGUCCCAGGAUGAUGGAGUACUUUCGGAGAAUUGGCGGCGGCUGGUUCAGGGGAGGUAAUGGUAAAGCUCUGAAGGUUGAGGCCGAUAGUUGUGGCGAGGAUAUUUUCGAUGCGGCGAGUGCUAACGCGAGGGAUCCGCCGGAUCAUCUCGUUAUCAUGGUUAAUGGGAUCGUAGGGAGUUCUGCAGACUGGAGGUAUGCUGCAGAGCAAUUUGUAAAGAAACUUCCUGAGAAAGUAAUUGUCCAUCGUAGUGAAUGUAACUAUUCAAAAUUGACAUUUGAUGGUGUUGAUUUGAUGGGUGAGAGGCUAGCUAAAGAGGUAUUGGGGGUUGUUAAACAUAAGCCUGAGGUGCGGAAAAUCUCCUUUGUGGCUCAUUCAUUAGGCGGCCUUGUUGCGAGGUAUGCUAUUGCAAGGCUGUAUGAACAUUUACCAAAAUUGGAUCUCUCAAGUCUUUCUGGGAAUUCCUCAAGUCAAGGUCAUAUGAAUACAGUGCAAUGCCCUGAGCAACCUCAUGAAGCCAGAAUUGCUGGUUUGGAGCCCAUGAAUUUUAUAACUUUUGCAACUCCACAUCUUGGUUCAAGAGGAAACAAACAGCUCCCAUUUCUUUGUGGUCUCUCUUUUCUCGAGAGAAGAGCAUCUCAGACUGCUCAUUUCAUUGUUGGAAGGACUGGGAAGCAUCUCUUUCUCACUGAUAAUGAUGGUGGCAAACCUCCCCUCCUUGUUCAAAUGGUUAAUGACUCUGAUGACCUAAAAUUCAUAUCAGCUUUACGUGCAUUUAAGCGCCGUGUUGCAUAUGCAAAUGCAAAUUAUGAUCAUAUGGUUGGGUGGAGAACUUCAUCAAUUAGGCGUCAACAUGAACUUCCUAAGCCCAACCUUCUUGUGACAGAUAAGAAAUAUCCACAUAUUGUAUAUGUUGAGCAAGAAACUAUGGGCAAUUCGCUUAAUAAAGCAUUGACUAUUGUUAGAGAUCAAACAACUGAUUUGGAAGAGGAGAUGAUUAAAGGUCUAACUCAAGUGCCUUGGGAACGAGUGGAUGUUAGCUUUCACAAGAGCAGACAACGGUAUAUUGCUCAUAGUACCAUUCAGGUGAAGACAUACUGGUUAAAUUCAGAUGGGGCCGAUGUCGUUUUCCAUAUGAUAGAUAAUUUCCUUCUCUAGCUUUCUAGUAGUUGGUCUGUUGUAGUUGAUGAUUAGAUAAUUUGAAUGGUUUGCAUUCUGUUUUGUGUAUCAUAAACGUGUUAUAUUAUAAAUGAAGAUGGAGCAACAUUUGCAACAUGUAAUUUGAUGUGAAUGAGGAGAGACUAUUGGUUCUA